This is a messenger RNA of Tarenaya hassleriana, 4688 nucleotides long. Its product is annotated as ABC transporter G family member 29. Bases 126 to 4475 code for a protein of 1449 amino acids. Gene Ontology annotation, cellular component: membrane. Gene Ontology annotation, molecular function: ABC-type transporter activity; ATP hydrolysis activity; ATP binding. The transcript is spliced from 20 exons. NCBI's taxonomy places the organism in Eukaryota, Viridiplantae, Streptophyta, Magnoliopsida, Brassicales, Cleomaceae. The record is from RefSeq and is a predicted model, not a curated record.
UUUAUAUUUUCCGAGACAUUUUCUCUGCAACCAAACAUCUUCAAAUCCUAGGUAUUGCCAGGAUUCAUCUAACCCAGAAAAAAAAAAAAGACCAGACAAAAAGAAUCAAGAAUCAAGAAUCAAGAAUGGAGAAACAAGGGACCAUGUCGAGGAGCAUAAGCAGAAGCCUGAGCCGAGCGAACAAGACGCUCGAGGAAAUCUUCACGGCGAGCGGAUCGUCAAGACAAUACUCGAGGAGAAGCCAUUCGGCCGACCAAGACGAAGAAGCCUUGAAAUGGGCCGCCAUCGAGAGGCUCCCCACGUACUCUCGUCUUCGGACAACGAUCAUGCAACCGUUCAUGGAACGUAAUAGUAACAAUCUGCAUGCGAACCACGGCAAAGUGGUCGACGUCGCGAAGCUCGGCGUCGAUGAUCGUCAGAAGUUCAUCGAUACCAUCUUCAAGGUGGCUGAAGAGGACAACGAGAAGUUCUUGAAGAAGUUCAGGAAACGAAUCGAUCAGGUGGGAAUAAAGCUACCAACAGUGGAAGUGAGAUAUGAGAAUCUAACAAUAGAAGCAAACUGUCAUGUCGGAAGAAGAGCACUUCCGACACUCCCAAACGUUGCCCUAAACAUUGCAGAAUCAGCAAUUGGUAUGUUUGGUGUUAACUUAGCCAAAACCACUAAGCUCACCAUCCUCAAAGAUGUUUCUGGUAUUAUCAGACCAUCCAGAAUGACACUAUUGUUAGGUCCACCGUCAUCAGGGAAAACGACCCUUUUACUGGCCCUAGCAGGAAAAUUGGACCCAAGCUUAAAGGUGACGGGGAAAGUAACAUACAAUGGGCAUGGUCUUGAAGAGUUUGUACCACAGAAGACAUCAGCAUACAUAAGCCAAAAUGAUGUUCACGUUGGGAUCAUGACUGUCAAAGAAACUCUUGAUUUCUCUGCUAGAUGCCUAGGCGUCGGUACUCGAUACGAGUUGUUGAGUGAAUUAGCAAGAAGAGAGAAGGAUGCCGGAAUUAGGCCGGAGGCAGAAGUGGAUCUCUUCAUGAAGGCAUCUGCAGCCAAAGAUCUUGAGAGCAGCCUCAUCACUGACUACAUUCUCAAAAUAAUAGGGCUUGACAUAUGCAAAGACACGUUGGCUGGGGAUGAUAUGAUAAGAGGCAUUUCUGGUGGUCAAAAGAAAAGGCUCACAACAGGAGAAAUGGUGGUGGGGCCUGCAAAGACAUUGUUCAUGGACGAGAUAUCGACCGGUUUAGACAGUUCCACGACGUACCAGAUAGUGAGAUGUCUGCAGCAAAUGGCCCGUUUCAACGACGCGACGAUCCUCGUGUCGUUACUACAGCCGGCUCCCGAAACGUUCGAUCUCUUCGACGACAUCGUUCUCUUGUCCGAAGGUCAGAUCGUCUAUCAGGGCCCGCGUGAAAACGUUGUUCACUUCUUCCAGUCGUGCGGUUUUACAUGUCCCGACCGCAAGGGCACUGCCGAUUUCUUGCAAGAGGUUACUUCAAGAAAAGACCAAGAACAGUACUGGUCCGACAAGACGAAACCAUACAGAUACAUUCCCGUGUCCGAAUUCGCAGACCGGUUCAAACAUUUUCAUGUCGGAAUCAAUCUUUACAGAGACUUAUCGAUACCUUACAACAGGCUCAGAUCUCACCCGGCUUCUCUCGUCUACGAAAAAUACUCAGUUCCCAAACCUCAGCUCCUCAAAGCUUGUUGGGACAGAGAAUGGCUUCUCAUGAAACGAAAUUCGUUCGUCUACAUCUUCAAGACAGUUCAGAUCAUCAUCAUGGCCGCCGUUUCAUCGACCGUGUUCUUGAGAACCGAGAUGGACACGAGGAAUGAGAGCGACGGAUCUUUAUACGUCAGUGCAUUGCUUUUCUCCAUGAUCGUAAACAUGUUCAACGGUUUCGCCGAGCUUUCCUUGAUGAUUCAGAGACUUCCCGUGUUUUACAAGCAACGAGAUCUCCUGUUUCACCCUCCUUGGACUUUCACUCUCCCUACUUUUCUUCUGGGCAUUCCUAUCUCGGCCUUCGAAUCGAUCGUUUGGGUCACCGUAACUUAUUUCUCGAUCGGUUUCGCUCCGGAAGCCAGCAGGUUUUUUAAGCACUUGCUGGUAAUAUUCCUUACACAGCAAAUGGCAUCUGGUAUUUUCCGGUUCAUCGCUUCAACUUUCAGAACAAUGAUCAUGGCAAACACCGGAGGAUCUCUCGUUCUCCUCCUCCUCUUCUUGCUCGGCGGCUUCAUUAUUCCUCGAGGUGAGAUUCCAGUAUGGUGGAGAUGGGCUUUUUGGGUAUCGCCACUGAGUUACAGUUACAACGCUUUGACAGUGAACGAAAUGUUUGCUCCUAGAUGGAUGAACAAACAGGGUUCUGAUAACUCGACGAGGUUGGGAAUCGCGGUUUUAAAGAGCUUUGACGUUUUCACAAAUAGAAACUGGUAUUGGAUAGGUGUUGCAUCAGUUCUCGGGUUUGCGGUUCUCUUCAACAUCCUUUUCACCCUCGCCCUCGCCUUCUUAAACCCCAUCGGGAAGCCACAAGCAGUGAUUUCUGAAGAUACUGCAGAAGAAGCAGAGACCGAGAAGGGACGUUUGAAGUGGAAACCGGAUAUGUCAAGUAGAGCAUUUGAUUCUGAAUGUAACCGGGCCAAGAAAGGAAUGGUUCUCCCUUUUACUCCACUGGCAAUGUCAUUUGAUAGCGUUAACUACUACGUUGACAUGCCGCCGGAGAUGAAAGAGCAAGGAAUUGCAGAAGACAAGCUGCAACUGCUUAGGGAAGUGACAGGAGCAUUCAGGCCAGGAGUUUUGACUGCUUUAAUGGGUGUGAGCGGAGCCGGGAAGACGACUCUGAUGGAUGUUUUAGCGGGUAGAAAGACGGGUGGAUACAUCGAAGGAGAUAUCAGAAUUUCUGGUUACCCUAAAAAGCAAGAAACAUUUGCAAGAAUCUCCGGUUACUGCGAACAAAAUGACAUUCACUCACCACAAGUUACUGUCAGAGAAUCUCUUAUCUAUUCCGCCUUUCUCCGCCUCCCGAAAGAAGUUAGAAAAGACGAGAAGAUGAUGUUCGUGGAUGAAGUGAUGGAACUAGUAGAGCUAGAGAAUCUGAAGGACGCAAUAGUCGGGUUACCCGGGAUAACGGGGCUAUCGACUGAGCAGAGAAAGAGGCUAACCAUUGCAGUGGAACUGGUAGCUAAUCCUUCGAUAAUCUUCAUGGAUGAACCGACAUCAGGGCUUGAUGCAAGAGCAGCGGCAAUUGUAAUGAGGACAGUGAGGAACACAGUUGACACUGGAAGAACAGUUGUCUGCACGAUCCACCAGCCAAGCAUCGAUAUUUUCGAAGCAUUCGAUGAACUUUUACUGAUGAAGAGAGGAGGACAAGUGAUUUAUGCAGGUCCUUUGGGCCGAAACUCACACAAGAUCAUAGAAUACUUCGAGGACAUUCAUGGAGUUCCAAAGAUUAAGGAGAAAUACAACCCGGCGACAUGGAUGCUAGAAGUGAGCUCAGUAGCUGCAGAAGUCAAACUCGGGAUAGAUUUCGCCGAGCAUUACAAAACAACAUCCUUGUAUAGACGAAACAAAGAACUGGCGAAGGAAUUAAGCACGCCGCCACAGGGAGCGAAAGAUUUACAUUUCACGGCGCGAUACUCGCAAUCGGCAUGGGGGCAAUUCAGAUCUUGCUUGUGGAAACAGUGGAAGACUUACUGGAGGAGUCCUGACUACAACCUAGUCAGAUUCUUCUUCACAUUAGUUGCUUCCCUCAUGCUCGGCACGAUUUUCUGGAAAGUGGGAACGAAAAGGGACAACGUUGGUGAUCUUAACAUGAUCAUUGGAGCAAUGUAUGCUGCAGUUUUAUUCGUCGGGGUUAACAACUGCUCGACGGUCCAACCGAUCGUAUCCGUUGAACGAACGGUGUUCUACAGAGAACGAGCUGCCGGAAUGUAUUCCGCCUUGCCUUACGCCUUGUCGCAGGUCGUAUGUGAAGUACCGUACGUACUAAUCCAAACGACGUAUUUUACGCUAAUCGUGUACGCGAUGGUGAGCUUUGAAUGGACAGCGGCGAAAUUCUUCUGGUUCUACUUCGUUUCCUUCUUCUCCUUCCUCUAUUUCACGUACUACGGGAUGAUGACGGUCUCCAUCACUCCGAACCUGCAAGUUGCAGCCAUAUUCGCCGCAGCGUUUUACGGCGUUUUUAACCUAUUCUCCGGUUUCUUCAUCCCUAGACCGAAAAUUCCCAAGUGGUGGAUUUGGUACUACUGGAUCUGUCCGGUGGCUUGGACGGUGUACGGGCUGAUCGUGUCUCAGUACGGUGACGUGGAAGAUAGGAUCCGGGUUACGGGUAUGGAUCGUGACCCGACAAUCAAAUGGUACAUCGAAAACCAUUUCGGGUAUGACCCGGAUUUCAUGGGUCCUAUCGCUGCCGUCUUGGUUGGCUUCUCCGUCUUCUUUGCUUUCAUGUUCGCUUUCUGCAUACGGACGCUAAACUUCCAACAGAGAUAGAGGGUUUGACCAGUUUUAUCCCCCUGUGCCAACUGAGCCAAAAGAGGGUUACAUUGAUUUGGGUGUCCAUGUUUUUGUCUUUGUUAUACCAUAUAAAUAUAAUACGUUAUGAUGACGAUUAUUUGUAUAUUUCUGUUGCGAAAUUAUGUGUAACACAAAGCUUGUUAGAGCUGCAAUCGCAUAUUUUAAUGUCAUUAUAAAAAUUUUAGCUUU